AUGGUGCUUUCGGCGCGCCGGGCGCCUUGUUGGCUGACUUGGCGGAGCAGGAGGGCGAAGAACCGGACCUACCUCGUCUCCCGCGACGCGCAGGCGGAGAAGCAGGACGACCGUGUCGCCGUCUUUUGCGUGUCGCCCGCGGCGCGAAGCCAGGCCAGGCAGCAGGCGCGCCUGGCGCGCCGUGCUGCGGCGGCCCCGAAAGUCGGGGAUCGCGUCGAGGUCAUCAAGUCGCGUGUUCCCCUCCGUCAGGUUCGCCGCGUGCCAUUUGGAGCCAGAGGCGUGGUGGACCACGCAUGGGGCGAGUUCGACAUGCAGGGCGCCGUGGCGAGUGUCGUCUGGGACGUGCCUCGCCUGACCCGCAUCGGCGGCUCCAGCAUUGGCGGGGCAGCGCUGUCGCAGCAGGAUUGGCGCUGCUUCCGCAAGCUGGCCGAUGGCGACACCUGA
Messenger RNA from Prorocentrum cordatum, 444 nucleotides. The record is from the annotation of a GenBank genome assembly. NCBI's taxonomy places the organism in Eukaryota, Dinophyceae, Prorocentrales, Prorocentraceae.